AAAUGGCGGCAAUGUUUGACCGCGAAAUCCUCUAUCCACUUUAUGCUUCAGCUUCUCGACUAGCAAAAUAAACAGCUGAGACUCUCACGUUUAGUCAUGGAGCGCUACCACAUUCUAGAGCUUAUUGGUGAGGGUUCCUUUGGGAAAGUUUACAAAGGACGGAAAAAAUAUAGUGGACAGGUAAGCUGCAUGGAGGGUUCAAAUAUGUCGACAGCAACAAAAUAAAUUUAUUAUCAUCUGAAUGUGGAUGACCUUGAUGUCUCUUUGGUUUCUUUUUGUUCAGUCAUUUAUGUUUUUCAUCUUAAACCGGAAACUCGUAAAUGUAGUCUACAUGUACAGCUGUUUUCUCAAGUGAAUUUCAUAAAUGUUACACAUUGGUAUUAACUUAAGCUUAUAUUUUGAUAUUCUAAUCCUUUAUUUGUUAAAUGAUCAAGUUUAAUACUAACAUAAACAGGAAGUAGUGUGCAAUAAAUGCAGAGCCGUAGACUGCCAGGUAGACAAUGUUAAAAAGUGAUUAUUAAAUGAUGUGAAAUGGUCUGAAAGCUAUACCUAUCCCUAGAUCUUAAGUUUUCUGAAGGUCUUGACAAUUUUCAAAGCUUUUCACAACAAUAUUUACCAACUAUUGUGCAAGUGUGAAUUUGUCACACGCUUUGACACAAGAACUCUUUCUGUGGUUGAAAUUUAUACCGGUGAAUGCUCAAGAAUUCCUGGAAAAGAGAACUGUACUACUUUCCCAGCAUGAGCACCACUAUAGAUCAGGUAUGCAAUGUUGUACUCCAGUAAUCACAUUGCCUUGCUAAUGUUAACUUUCAGGUUGUGGCUUUGAAAUUUAUACCCAAAGUAGGGAGAUCAGAGAAAGAGCUGAAAAAUUUACAAAGAGAAAUUGACAUCAUGAGGAACCUUGAGCAUGAAAACAUAAUCAAAUUACUGGACUCCUUUGCAACACCCAAAGAAGUAUGUUGUUUUUGUUGCAUUUAUCAAAGUUUCAGAAAAGACAAAUGUAUCUCUCUUGAGUAGUGGGUAUACUUACAAUAAGUUAAGGUUGUAAGGAAUCCCAAAGCUCUAAUGUUUGAAAUCCAGGGUGCUCGGCAUAUGUUUUCUCCAGAAGCUAAGAUUUCCUGUCGAAGAAUGUCUGGAGUGUAUCAAGAAUUUUGGGUUGAAAAAAAUGGAAGUUAGGUCUCAGAGAGCUUCUCGUGAUUAUUAACCCUCAAAUUAAUAAUUUCUUAAAAACUGUUACUUAAAUUUAAAAUUUGUGUUUAUUUCCUGUAAUGUUGUCAGAAUAAUUAUCCCUCGUAUCCCCCGUGCACUUUAGCAAACAAUAAGCCAGUGAAUCUGUUUGGGCAUCUUUAAUGAAAGAACCAAGACCCUGAGGACUCUAGAGAAGCUCCUAGGGAGGGAGAGAGGAAAUAAAAACAGCAAAUCAAACGACUGAGCAAGACCAAUGAUCAGAUUACAGGAUGUCAGUCAACACCCAAAUGGUGAAACAGCAUGGGGCCCUUGGGCUAAUUAAGUUAUUCCCUAGGAAUAUCAACCAUGUGUAAUAGCAUAGCCUGAGAAAACAGCUGACAUUUGGCGACGCUACCACUGGUUUCCCCGCCAAAUGAUGUCUGAGAAAUGAGCGCAGAAAUUUCAUACUAAUGACGUGCUAUUACCCAGAUCUGGGUAGUGCUUCUGAUUGGUUGAAUCAAAUUUCCCUCGUGGCACGACCAAUCAGAAGCUCUACCCAGAUCUGGUUAGUGAUGGUGCAUCAGUAUGGAAUUUCUGCGCUUGUUUCUCAGAGGUCGUUUGGCGGGGAAACCAGUGGUAGCGCCUUCAAAUCUCGGCUGUUUUCUCAGGCUAGUAAUAGCAGAGAAGAACAAACUUAGGUGAUGAUUGUCUAACAAUUUGUUUUGUUGAAAAAGGUUUGUGUGGUAACAGAGUAUGCUGAAGGGGAAUUAUUCCAGGUAUUAGAAGAUGAUGGUUCUCUUCCAGAGCAACAGGUUUGUCUUCUUUGGCAAAUUGUAUAAUUAUAUUACAUUAAAAAUAUUUUAUUAAUAUGAACCUGUUAAUUAAAAGCUAAUGCUGUUUGGUGGGUUCUGGGGAUGUUUGGAGGCGUUUUUUCUUCGUUGGUUAUCAAUAGAGAGGAGAAGUAGGAUGUCAUGUCACCAUGGUAGCUCUAUUUCUGGAUGCAACAAAACCAACUACAACGGCGACGAAAGGAGAAGGCAAAAAAGAAAUAGGUUUUAACAACAAAUUUGCACGUGCAUCACGCUAUUUUGUACAUUUCUUUGCUGUCGUUGCAUCCCUGCGUCAUGAAACUUCCUAAUUUCACAUGCUUGCUUUAUAGAGUAGGUGAACACAACACAAAAGUUGUCUUUUUCCUCUUUUAAACUUAGAUACAGUCCUUUCUGAUUCAACCCGAGGAAAUUUCGCCAACAUUUGCCAAAUUAAAUGAAAUUGAAUAAGAUCAAUGAAGUUUGAAGUGGUGCGAAUUCACCUGUUAAGUGACAUUUUGGGUUUGUUGUGAUCCAAAAUUUUUGCUAACGUGGCAACAUGACAUAACAACUUCUCCUCUCUAUUCCUUAGAAAAUUAACUGCUCCCAUGUUGUGCUAUUACUGCAAUGCUGCCACAAUCCUUCACCUUUCAUCUGGUCACUGUCUAAGAAAAGGAGAGGGUUUGGGAGGGGAGUAGCAGUAAUGAAACAAUCCAUGGACCAAAUUCACUGCAAAAAUUAUGUGCCACACUUCAACAUGCAGAAAUACACUUCAUGUUUCUACAACAAAGAUUGCUAAGAGUCAGCACUAACCUUCUGUUACCACUAACAGCCAUAAAAAUACCAUCUGCUCUUUGCUAUUUAAGCUUUGUUAACCUGGGUUUACCUGUACAAUGGAAGCUCUCCUAACGGACACUCUUGUAAGAGGACAGCUCUACUUACAGCCACCUUCACAAAACCCCAUUUCAAUUCCCAUACAAACCCCGUAUUUUCACAUUCCGUAGACACUUUCUGGAUUUACAGGUUAGAUUUUGGCUUUGUUUUUAAGCUUCCAUAAGUAGACCCCUGAAAUGAAAUCCUAAUCUCGUCUGAAUCUUGUUUUUCAAUAAAUCACCUUCAAAUCACUGUUCUUCAUAAUAAAUUUACCAGUACAUCUAUUCAGUUUCUGUGUCAAGGUUUUUAUAAAUACACACCAGCCCAGUUGCACUUCAAAUGCCCCUUGAAUUUUAAUUUUUUUCUGCAUUGUCAGAACAACAGUGGAGUUAAUCACUGAAAAAAGUGUGGUGGACUCCUUGACUUUUAAUUUUUCAGGUCAGAAAGAUUGCAUGCCAGCUGGUUAAGGCAUUAUAUUACCUGCACUCUCACAGGAUUCUUCACAGAGAUAUGAAACCACAGAAUAUUCUUUUGGGAAAAGGAGGAGUUGUGAAACUGUGUGAUUUUGGGUAUGAUGGUGAUACAGGAUUAAUUUCUAUCAAAAUGGUCAUUUUAAGUUGGCAGAAGCAAUGUUACAUGUAUUUUAAUUUCUAAAUAUACUCGAAACUCCCGUAAGCAACCACCUAAAAUGGAAAGACUUGGUGGUUGGUUUCAACAGGUGGUCCUUUACGAGAAUUGAACCAUGGGGUCUCUUCUGAGAAGAGGUCUGGACACGUCUACUUCAUGGAAGACAAUACAUUGCAUGCAAUUUCUAAGUUGCAAAAUGUGUAGUUCCAAAUUGUUGCUUAAGUUCUUAUACGCUACAAGUAGCACAGUACAUACAGUGAACAUUGAGAUCAGACCAUGCCUCAAGACAGUGGUCCCUUAAUACGAGAAGUUAAAAACAAAGAAAAACUAAAAUCUGUUUGGGCUUCAGUGUUUUCAAUGUUGCAGUGCAUAAACUGCAGCUUGCUUGGGUUAGCUUGUUUAGUAUUUAGCAUGUAAUUUGUAGUGAGUGUUAGGUAAAAAGAAUUACCACCAUUUUUUUCCAGACAGUUGAAUUUAACAUAAGUUCUAGCCUGCAAUCAGUAAUACAGAUAUGCAGAAAGAGAGCUCUGAGACUGGGUAUUGAACAUUAGAUGUAUUUCGUUCUCCUAGCAAAGCGAUUAUUGCUUUUACUUCCUUUUUGAGUAGAUGUAACAUUGUUGUCAACCUGAACAUGAGAUAUUUUGAGGAUGAUGACAGUGUUAUGACCAAUCACAUCAGAGAAAGGACAUUUGACCACAAAUAUAAUUAACAUGUUGCUGCUUGUAGCUACAUGUAUCUCAUACCUGAUUGCCUUUUUCCAUGAGACACAAUGUACGUAGGUGCUCACGGUUUUCAUGGUGGGAUCAUAUAAUACUAUAUGAUUAUAUAUAAAAUUUGGAAAUCAUGAUAAGUUUUUUCAAUUUCAGUUUUGCACGAGCUAUGAGCAUCAACACACUUGUGCUUACAUCAAUAAAGGUACCGUUGUAAAACCUAAUUUAUGUUUAUUGUAAAUCCCAACUUUUGUUGUAUGAUGCUGUGGAAAAAGGAAAAUCCGGGCUCGUUUGUGAGCCAAAAGAGCUAUGCUUUCAUGGGUCAGAGUUUGACGUACCAUGCGGUAGUUUCGUUUUGCAAGGGCUCAAUUUCCUGGAUGGAGUGAUUUUUCUAUAUUUUUUGGGCGCUAAUUUUUGUGAUUGGUCCAGUCUGGUUUUCAGGCUGGGAAUUAAUUUUUACUAUUCUUGGUAAUAAUAUUGCAUUCAAUUUGAGGUGAAAUACAGGCAACACACCACAUGGAAAUACAUACCAGUUGUCUCUCUUUAAGUUAUUACAGUUAGGGCAUCCAUUUUUUGUGUUAAAAGUUUUACUAACAAUAGCUUUUUUUUGUGGAUCUUGAGAAACAUCACAAAAACAGGAAAAAUUUGAACUGUCAAGAAUAAAGUACCAAACAGUAGUUAUGAGGCAUAAAUCAGCUUAAGCACUGCUCCUUUCCCAUAAUCUGUUACUGUAUAAACCUUAGUUAGCAUUCUGCUUUGUAGCCCUUUCUUUAUAAACCUGCCAGGCCUUUAAUACCUACUACAACAAGAACAAUGAUUGUACUUCACAUCGUACUUGCUUUAAUUUCUUGCAGGGAACUCCACUUUACAUGUCUCCGGAACUGGUGCAGGAAAAGCCAUAUGAUCAUAACUCUGAUCUCUGGUUUGUAGUACUUUCGACAUACUACUUCUUGGUUUAACAAAUGCAUGUCUUUGAAGUGUAAGGGAUGUUCUUGCUUAACUUUACAUAUUAUGCUAUGUGGGUAUGUAACUGCCAAUAUUGAGCUUUAGUCUCAAACUUGGUUUUCAAUAAGAGUAAAGAUUUGGGUAUUUUGGGCAAACUAUGUAAUAAUUGCAUAGCAGUAGAAGUGUAUUGUCUUGAACAUGAAAUGCAGUUUAUUCUCCAUUAUUUAACGGACACUGCCUGUAGGCAGACACCCCCACCCCCUCUAAGUAGGUACUUAGUCAUGGUGCCAGGGACAUGCAAACACUGCGUUCUUAUGAUGUAAUGUUCUUCAAGCAGACAUUUCUUCUAAGCAAACACCAAGUUGCUAGCCUCAAAAGUCUCCACCUGUGGAUCUUUUCUAAGCCGUAAUUUUUAUGCUUUUUUUCUUUUUCCGUAGGUCUGUAGGGUGUAUCUUGUAUGAAUUGUUUGUUGGAACUCCACCAUUUUAUACCAACAGUAUUUUUCAGCUGGUGAAUCUUAUCUGCAGGGUAAAUGUGACACUUUCAGUGUGGUAUUUUUUUAUCUGUAUUGUAAAAACCCACGAGUAAGAACCUGGUUUUAAAGAGCAUGUUUGACUAAAAUUUGCCAGUUAGGCCCCCUCUGUACAAGAACCCAUUUAGACUUAAAUUUGAAACAGGUUCUUAUUUUCUAAAAUUAUUGGAAAAAAAUCCUCUUCACUUGGGCACAUAAGGUAACUCAACAUUCAGGAUCCUCUUUGGAGACAUAGGUGCCUUAUCAUGACUCAACCUGCAAAGUUGAAAAUGAAAUAAAAUAAUUGUUAUUGAUAAAUUGUACAAUAUUAUUUUAGUACAACUUUAUGUAAGGAAUAAGCUUAAUACCACUUAUUAAUCUUAGCUACAAUGUAUUUGUUCUUUUCAGAAAAAAAGAUCAUAUUUAAGAACCUAAAUAGCCUAAAUUUGUGUCAAUUACCAUUUACAUGACAUGUACAAUCCUCUUCAGGCUAACUUGGGAAAAUGUAGGCUCUUACUCGCCGGUUUUUACCGAACUUUUUUCCUUGAUUAUUGCUAAAUCUUUAUUUGCGGUUGUUUUGUUGUUCAACUGUUCCUGUUUGAACGAGCAUUAUAUUAAUUUAUUUACUCUUGUACCUGUACAUUUUCCUUUGAUACAGUGCAUAAUAUUUCUUAUUAUAAAGUCAUGAGGGGAUGAUUAAAUAUGGAAAAAACAAAAAAAACGCUUUGGCCAGGUACUUCAAGUCCACUAAAUCUUAAUGUCAAGGCUCAUAUAAUUCUUAUUAACUACACCUUAUGUUGUUACACGUCAAAUUUGUUCUCAGGUUUAAAAUUUUUGAAAUACUAUCAGCUUGUUACAGGCCAAAUUUGAUCUCUGGGUUAAUUUUGAUUUAACCUACUAGGUUGAUUCUCAGUUUACUUUAAUUUGUCUCCUAGCCCUAGUUGAUAAAGGAAAUCAACAAUCAACCCAGGUUGAAAAAUUUUAAACCUGAGAACAAAUUUGACCUGUAACAUGUUGAUAGUAUUUCAAAAAGCCUGAAUUACUUUAUUAAAGAAUACUUUAAGGUCAAAUUAAUAAUAAGAGAGAAAUAAAAUAUAUUAAUAAUUAAUAAUAAUGUAUCUUUUCAUUGUUAAUUAGGAUACUGUUAAGUGGCCUGAGAACAUGAGCCCUGAUUUUCAGGUUGGUGUAUAUCAGUUGGGCAGAAGCUAGGGAUUUUGUGAUUUCAGUAAAGUUACAAGAAAGCAAAUUGCAAUAAUUUACCAGUUUAGUAAACUUUAGGGUCCAUGUGCUAUGUUUGCAGGCUAAGAGAGGAUAAUUAAGGGUAAGGAGAGAAGGAAGUGAUCAUGAGAAAUAUUCGUCAUGGCUAAGUGAAUAAAAUUGGGCUAACUUUGACACUGGAGAUGGACGAAUGAAGUGUCUUUCAAUAAAAUUUUUAGAGAUAAGCUAUUAGUGUUGUCUCCUUUGAUGGCUUUUGGUGUGUUUAGAAGACAGGAUUGUUUUGUUCACUGAUAUAAGGUUUGGCUAAUAUAGUUUAGUGAUAAUUGUUUUGUCACUGUUGCUGUUUUUGCAGAGUUUUCUUCAAGGUCUCCUCACUAAAGAUCCAAACAAAAGACUCUCCUGGCCGUACCUGCUCAGGCAUCCGUUUGUGGCUGAUGGAAUUAAUGGUGGGCUUAAUUUACAUGUAUUUGGCCUGUUUGAUCACUUUAUGUGUUGCUAUCAUUGUUGAAAAAUCUUUCAUAAUUUUUUCACAGUUAAAGCAUACAAAAUGAUUAAAGGUUUUAAACCCCUAGGAUUUGGACAAUUUUACAAUAAUUCUUGUAAUUAAGUUAAUAUGAUUGCUUUUGGCUGUCACCUUCAAUGAUAUGUCGGUCUCAUGCUUGGCAAAUCUCCUGCUUGCGUUCAUCUGGGUGUUUACAUUGAAAGGCAAUAGACCACAAACAACUCUUGCUCCUGGACAUAACUAAUAACCAUUCAACAGUAGGAUUCCUAAAAUGUGUGCAAUUUUACAGUUGGUUUUGCCUCCCUUAAAUCCUAUACCAAUGUUGCAGACCUUUUAUUGAUUAAACUGUUAUUUGAGCAGAAGCUGAGUUGGAAAGGAUGAGUGGUGAUCCAGAGAUGUUUGAACGGCCUUCCAAUAGUGCCAGCGCUGAAGAGAAAACUGCAAAAACUAAGGGCAAAAAGCAAGGAACAAUCAAGGUUUGGAAACAUCUGAAUGGCCCCUGCCUCAAUACUGAAGAUUGGGAAGAAAAAAAGUGUUUUAAAGUGACAUCCAGACAUUACAUGUUAGACUUAUAAUAAGGACCCAGUGCUAUAAAGAAGCUUUUCAUGUUAGACUUAUAAUAAGGACCCAGAUAUUGCUAUAAAGAAAAUUGUUUCUGAGAUAUUAAGUUAUGUUAGGCAAACUAAAUUUGGCUUGGUUGAAAAUGAAGAUAAUGUUAACUGCAGAAAUACAAAUCUAAAUGAAGAUCUGACCAUCACAGUGGUAAUGUUAACUGCAGAAAUACAAAUCUAAAUGAAGAUCUGACCAUCACAGUGGUAAUCGCAGUUUAAGCAAUUGCAAAAUAAGCUUGAAAAAUAUUUCAAGGCUUCAGUGGGAUGACUCUGGGUCAGUGCUGCAGUGUUGCACUAACUGAGCUUUGAGGACCCACACAUUAAGAGCGGGCCAAUUUGUUGAGUUCAUCUUAACCCAUAAAAGGAAUGAAACAUGGAAAUGAAGGUGAUUUGAACUGCAGAUGAUGCACUGCAGUGCUAAUGCAGAGGCCCCUUUGCAACAGUAAUAUCUUCAUUUAGAAGGCAGUAAUGUUAUUGUUUAGUAUCAUCUGCUCAGUUUUGAUUGAAUUCAAAUUAUCAAACUGUGUGUCCCAAAAAAAUCAUUUUCAUGGAAACAAGAAGAGUGAUGAGAUGUCUGAAAAGGCAGAUGGUUAAAACUGUGUUACUGACAUAGAAUGUUUGAAUUUCUUCUUUUGUAAAAACAUACAUUUAUAGAAAGACGGUGGUAACACAGAAGUACGUCCAUCGUGGAUUAGGAAACUACAACAGCAACAGGAAGGAAAACAGCAGAAAGGAAAUGAACCAAAGCAGGGCACUAAGGACAAAGGAAAACAGGAGGUGAAGAAGAAACCUUCAGGGAAUUCAAUAAAGAAAAAGCCUGCCCCUGCAAAGGAAAAUGGAGAAAAAAAGCAGGCAAAAGCUAAAGAGGAUAUUGAUGAAAAGAGCAGAAUUGCAGAGGAAAAGGCUGGUGAUGGUAAGGGAUGUCCCUGAACAGAACAGUAGUUUUGUGUUAAAAAACAGAAAAGUGUAUGUCCAGGUAUUUAGACCAAUUUACACAGCACAACUUUGUUGCGUGUGAUGUGUUUACGAUAAUCCUUUGACAUGACACAACAUCUCACUUACAACUGACUUGCAGCUAUCAUAUGUUUAAUUUGAGUUGUAUGUCUAUCUUAAGCAUUUUGCCCACAACAAAGGUGUACUGUGAAUUGGUCUUUAGGAUGGACUUCAUGCGCUAAUUUUGCAACACAACUUCUAAUGAGACUCAGACAUCCAUUUUCUAAAGCAAACACAGUUACCUUGCAUGAAUUUAUUACAGUAGCAUUUUAAUAACAUGAUUGUAGAUGAUUGGGAGGUGCAGAUUGAAGACAAGCCAGCCAAGGCAGACAGAAUAGGACACGAGAUUAGUGAUGACUAUGACAGAGAGACAUCAGUCGUUGAACAAGUGUUGGCUGCUGCUGUGAAGAGACGAGAGGAAAUAAGCGAGAAGCAGGGAGGAAAUCAAUAUGGGGGACAGGUCAGUCUUUGUAAUAAUAGUAAUGUCUGUGUUUUGCAGCUGCAUACGUUGCUUCCGUUCACAGUUCCUUUAAUUUUGAUAUCAUAAUCAGUUAGUUCUCAUCAUGAGAUUAAUGCAAGAAAUAUAUAGAAUGAUUUUCGUAGGACCUUGAAAAAUGGUUUCGGUAGUGUUCUUUAUUUUUUUUAACAUCCAGUUUAUGAAAAGAUCAAAACAUGGCUUCUUCGUUUUCCCACCAAAGAAAGGCCUAAUAUGGAGAAGGUAUUGGUUGAUUGGCCAAUCGUGUUGCAGUAUGAUGUCAAAGCGAAGAAUCAGUUGAUUUCUAGAAAGUUCUCAGGCAUGAAGUUUUUUUCACCCAAGCGUUAGCUUAUCCAACCAAAAGCCACACCUGUUUGUAUCUGUUUGAUAAACCAGUCAAAUCUCUCUAUUUCCAUUUGUUUCUUGUUUGUUUUCUGUUGUCGCACGUUUUCAGUUCAAGGUUAUACCAAAAUCGCUCUAAUUUCAUGGAGAAUGGUACAUUUUCGUUAACUUAUAUUCAGGAAGAGCUUGAUAGUGAGGAAGAAUGGGACUACUUAGUAGAGGUAACAGAACAAGCUGCGUCGGGGAAUACAUCAACCCUUCGAAACAUGAGUCCUACACAAGAAACCAGUAUUAGUGAGCAACUCAUGACUGACACAGCAUUUACCAGAAAAGUACAGAGUGCACUGGAAGGUGCAGCAGCUCAAGUUUUGGAUGGACUCCUGGAGGGAGCUUCACGGCUGAGACAAAUUCUUAGGGUGCUCAGAAGUUUGCUUACAACUGCUUGGUAAUUUGUCAGCACUGUCCUUUUUUCUAACUAUUUUCUAAAAUCCUCUUCCCCUGUAAGUUUGUAAUAAUUAUUGUUUUGGUUUUAUUUUACAGUUCAUCCAAGGUUAAAGUGAGGUUCUCAAUUUCAGUUGGGAUUCCUGUGGAUAACAUCAUUCUGAUAACACAGUUAAUAAAUAAGCAAGGCCUCUCUCAGGUACAUUCUUUGUUUUUUUUAUGCACUAGCUUAAUUACCCAUUAAUUUUAACAAUAUUUGGCUUUUACACUUAAUACAUGUUAAAACUGACAGAAAAUUUACCCUUAGAAAAAAAAAAUGAUAAUUUCACUUUUUUAAGCCACACAAGAAAGUACAGCUGUACUGCUGUACAGUUUGAUUGGAAUGAUUCUAUCCACAGACUUAAAAGUUAGAAGUAAAUUAUAUACUUAUCAGUCUUUUCCAUACAUUAUUGCUUGUUGUCUGAUCUCUUAAUCUUUAAAAGUACGUACCAGUGGCAGAACAUGAAUGGCAAUGAUAACGUACUAUUCUGUGAUAAUUUGUAGCAACCUUGGGCAGUGCAAGUUAUCGUGGAUGUACUGAAUGUGGCCACAGCCUUUCUGAAGGAGUGCAUUCUGGAUGAUACCACUGUAGAAAGGCAAGACAAAGACUGUUCAUUAUGUCCACAAAUGUUUGUUAGUAUUCAUGUGCUAGAGCACUAGACCAUUUUAGAACAACAUAGUUAAAAAGGUCCAAACUCUUUGUAAAACACUCCAGUAAGUGCUUAGGAUUUCAAAAGUGCUAUAGACCUCUACAAGGUAAAAUUGAGGUUGUUAAACCAUGCAUUAACAUGAAUAAAAAGAUUUUUCUCAUUUUAUCGCAAAAACAAUUGCAUUUCGCAUAAUGAUAUAGUGAAACAGGAUUUUUGACGGAAAUAUUCUUUCCAGGGGGUACCCAAUUAAGGUGGAAGAAUGACGGAAAUUGCAGGGGGUAGGGAGGUAUGACAAGCACUUCCUGGAAUGAAAAUUCCAGCGGGGUGGGGGCUCCAAAGCAAAAGUGCCCUCCAUCGGGGGUGGGUGGGGGGGGGGUAUGGAUAUUUUCUGGAACUACACAUUGCAAUAAAUAUUGCAGUGAAUGUAUAUAACUGAGUAUAAGUGCAAAUUUGAUGCAGCUGACAUCGCAAUUUUAAAUGGACUUGAGCAGGGUUUUUUUUUGUUUACUGCACUUUCAUAGAAUUUCUAAUUAGUAUUUUAAGGUGUCAAAAUUUUAAGCUCUGCUUUUCUCCCCAGCAGUUUCAGCCUUUUGAGCUGUGCAAAAAAGUUUGUUGGAGUUUUACCAGCGCUGGUGAAGCACAUUCAGGACAAAGAACUUUACCUUAGACAAGCUGUUCUUGAGGUUUGUUUAAAAUGAGGUUUUGUUUAGGCUAAACUGUUUUAUUGGACGUACCCUGUGAUAAUGAUAUGCAAGUAUAAUGACAAGGAUGAUAAUGGUGGUGAUAACGAUGCAAAAAAUCAUUUACAUGGAAACAGCACCAUUUGAUUUUUAUCUUGAAGAAAAAAUGAAGUUGAUUGAAUAUACCAACCUUUUAAGAACUGUAAGUUGAAGUAGUUAAAUAUUUUAAACUGCUUAUCUGUGGCACACUGCCAUCUUCUUCCAAGUAAUUGUGCAGCGGAGGCAAACACCUUUUCACGCAGAGCCGAAAAACGUGGGCAGUGUAGGAAAUAAUGUUUCGCAUCUUCAAUAAAUGCAUCACAAAGAGUGCAGGCAGGGUUCAUUAUGAGAGGUAAAUGAGCAUGGAGGUUCAGCUUAAUCUUCUUUACUGGAUGUUUGUGUCUUUUUUAACAGUGUGUUCAACAUAUGUGCAAAGCCAUGGACACGGAAACUGCCACCGUAGAAGCAGAGGAAUUUUAUGAUAAUUUGGUCACCUGUGAUAUAAAGAGUGUAGAUUGUCUGAUCACAGCUCUUGUUAUCGAAUCAAAUGUUCUACAGAGACUCAAAGGUAGUUUAUCCCUUACUUUCUAAUUAUAAACCAGUUAACCAACCUCAAUGGCUUAAACCCAGGGAUUGUGUCAUAAACUUGUUGAGUGUGAUCACCCAGUUGAGCGUCGGAGAGCUUGUGUCAGUGACUGGUGUUUUGAAAAGCUGUGUGAAUUUCAUCCUCAGAGUCAAAAUAAAUAGUUCUUGUCCACCCAGGUCAUCAGCUGAGAGUUUGAUACGCAACUUACUUGCACUCUGAAGAUGAUUGCCUGGCGGGUUGUCGAAACUUCAGUCCAGGGUUCGCACGUACCUUGAAAGUCCUUGAAUUUUAAAAUAAAAAUUCAAUUACUCUUGGGUUCAAACCAUUCACUAUCAAAAUGUUCUUGUUGAUUUCGGGCAUUUUUCGAAUUUCUUUCUCAUUGUAACUCGUAAAAUCUUAUUUGAUUUUGAUAGGUUCAAUCGGUGAUUCUACUUCUGUCAAAGCAAGAGUGGUUCAUGUGCAGACAGUUGCUUUAACAACUUUACAAACACUGGUGACUUCACAUAAUGGCUCUUACGGUGAAUCAAGUCCAAAAAGAAACUUAGCCUGUGUUGUAGCCAAAAAACUUCUUCAGCCAUCAAAUGAAAAGUGUUUAGAGGUCUUAUAUCUCCUUCUUCAUCAUAAGCUAUCCUCGCUGUGCGUCUUAGACUUUCUUGCUGAACUCUGUGGAGUAUCCAGAGAGCUGAGCAUUCAUCUUUCACGGCAUUCAAACUGGAUGGUAUCAUUGACCAAGUUCUUGUCAAGUUGUAGUGGAAAACAUUUAGACCACAAAGAGACCUGUUCUGUUUUGCUGGUUUUAUGUUCCAUCGUAGAAAACUCGGAGGACAUUCCUUCAGAGUGAGUUGUUUUGUUUCACAGUAGAGUCUGUAUAAAGCGCACAUAAAGGACAGCACAUGUAUCCCACGAAAAUGGGAACUCGAAACUUGGGAUUUCCGCUUUGGAGAAAGGUGUCUUAGCCAAUGCUCUUCCAAGCCAUUUGUCGAAACAUCUUGUGGGGAUGAUGCUUGUUUAGAGUCAGAGGCAUAUGCGACACGGAAGAAAAGAAAUCUGUGUUCUGCCAACAGGAGUCGAACCUGCUCUACCGCAGUUUAUGUUUAUGCGAAGAUUCUGUUUUUUUACAGCGGAUCAACUCGCUGUUGUUACGCACUUGAAUGCAUAUUCAUAGUUACGCGAAUAAACGCCUCUCUCUAUUAAACGCCCCCAACCCCCCCCCCCCCCCUCUUGUACCCUUAAAAUUUAAUAAGCGCCCCAGGCGUUUAAUACGUCAUUUACGGUACCCAAAUACUCCCUCAGUAGGAACCCCAUCUGUAGAAAACCAAACCCUAAUUUCUAAAAUAUGAAAUGUUCUGUAUAUUAUUUUCAUUUGACACAUUUCUAGGUGUUGCGGUGUUCCGGGUUUUAGUACAUGCAUCUAACAAGUGGCCUAAAGCACGUAUAUGUAUGUUAAAAGAUGUGACCUUUUUAUUCAUCGUUUAAGAAACUAUUUUCUCCUUACAGGAUCAUUGACUGCUCUGAUCGUGUUGUCUCCAUAUUCGCUGGCUCGGAUGUGUUCGAGAUCCAAGCUCUUUCUGCCACUUUGCUGGCUAAACUUCUUACUUCAGACCCCAGAUUGCAAACCGAUCAAGACGACCAAAUUUUAGAUGGCAUCUCUGCAGCACUGGCCAGGCUACCGCAGGUAAUCAAUGUUGAAAAUUAUUUCACCAUCGGCGUCAAAUCUUUUCCCAUGUGGUAAGUGUUUGUUUUGCUACUGUGAAAUGAUUUCAGAAGUCAUUUUCACCGGGGAAAGCUCAAAAGUAUUGUUUGACUUGUUUUAGCCUACAGGACAGGUGUUAUUUUUUUGGCGUUUUUUAAGCGAGCGAAGGUGAGCGCGAAGCAAGCGAGGAGCAUCAGACACGCGCGAAGGGGAAGGCACUUCGUGCUUCGUUCGCCCGAAAAACGCGAAAAAAUAGCGCCGGUUCUGCCGGUUAGACUUGUUGUAUUCAAUUAAAAUUGGUUUGUAGGCAAGAGAAAAUUAACCUAGAGACUGAAAAAUUUAAGCUCGUAUCUCUCUGGGCGUAAGCUAGAGACAAAGUUAAACAGGCUCUUUUGCCCUACGCAAUCACUUUCUAAAAAUUAAAAAUUCUUCUAAAUGGCCUGUUCGUAGCGAGGAAAAAGCUGCAUAUAACUUUACUUCUUUUCAGAGACCUUUGGCAUUUGUUGGGGUUCGUGAAGGCCUUCUUGAUGGCAUUGUAACGUUACUGGAACAUUGUGUUAGUCAGGUUAGUGACUUGUGGUGGUGCUUUAUGGGUCGUAUUCCAGGAUAUAUACGUUGUAGUUAAUGUUUUAUCUCAAGUAAUUUUUCUUUUUCCGUCUACCAUGUCGAAGUAAUGUUAACACGUAGCUUAACCAAACUUGACGGCAACAGCAGCGAAAACGUCACUAACGAAAUGAAUAUAUGUUCUUUCAAUUCGUCGUGAUCAUUCCAACUCGCUCAAUUUUAAUGUGAAAUGUAGGUGAAUUUUCCUAGAGUUGAAUUCUUGAUGCCGCCACCCAGCUUCGGAAAGAGAAAGGAAAAUUCUUCUUUGUGUGCUUUUGUCCUCCAUAAAACGUGGUUAUAGAGACUUUGACGUCGCAUUCGUCCAGUGACGGCAAAGAAAUAAAUAUACCAAAACGUUCGACGCUCGUAAUUGCUUUUGUCUCCAGUUUCUUAGAUAACAACCGGACUUUUAGUCCACUUUGUCUCUCAACCAAGCUGUUUAACAUUGACUCCUAAACAAUAAACCUGGGUAAAGCUCUUUUGUACGACUGGCUCCCUCAUAACAGGGCCUAGAAAGAAAAAAUCUUUUCAAUGACAUUUUGGCAACAUUAACCCAGGGCUUACAGCUUAAGUUCUAGUAAGUGGAAAAGUGAGAAACUACUGGCUAAUUUUUUAAACCUCGAUUGGUGACGAAUUCCUCACGUGUCUUAACUGAGGGAAUCGCGAAUACUUUUUGUCUCUUACAAUUUACUUACAUAUAAAGGAGAAACCACUGGAAUAGUACGUUUUUUAAUAGUACAGAUGGUUACAAGGGUGUACAGACAAAUUUCAUUCAUUCAUGAACACCAACAAUUUGCUUUUGCAGGAUGCUGGCUCCAGACUGGCCUCUCAAGUGGUCGAAACCUUUAUCUGGAAUAAUUUGUGGUCUGCAGUUGGUGUUGUUUUAAGCAUAGCACCAGCUGAAGCAGUAGUUCUAAGGUAGAUAGUGAUGUGAGAGUUGUGUAUUCUUCAUUCUUUAGCCAUGGCUUUCAAGGCCUUAAAAGCAUGUAUAGAAGAGUACUUCCUGGUGGGAAAACAUGGCAUGGAGAUUAUUGAACCGUGUAUAAUUUAAGUGUGAUAAAAAUAUCACGGAAAGUCGGAUUAUCUAGUCAACCAAGCAAAACAAGAGGCAAAUAUGAGUUGCCGGUCGCAAGGCGCGGGAAAGGCCAAUGGACCAAUCCGAACUGGAAGGAAACACGCGUAGCCGGUCGCAAGCGCGGGGAAGUCCAAUGAACAAAUACGUGUAGUCAGUCACAAGUGCGGGAAAUUGCCAGCUAGCGACCAGAGGGAGCAAGUCAGGAUUUGCCUAAUUUCUCCUUUGUUAGGUCUAGAUUUGCCUAAUCGUUUUGUUAAGUUCGAAGUAAUAAGAAUUGUAGCCAUUCAGUGACGUAAAAAUUCUUCUAAUUCAGUUUUGAACCCCUGAUUGUCGUUCUUGUUUGUUAGUGAUUUAGAGUUGCUAGUCGAAGAGGAAAAUGGCGUCAGUGUGGGAGCCGUACAAUGGAGACUUAUGUCAUAUCGGGGCUUGGAAAAGGUCCUAGACGUCACUCAGUUAUUAUUUACCAAGGUGAGUACACACAUUUUAAUGCAAAUGUGGAACGGACAGGAGUGGAAAGAAUAAUCGCUUGAGCCACCUAUCACACGAUUUUUUAUUCACUAUCACGGAAAAUUUUGUUUAUAUUUGUUUGUUUGUUUGUUGUUGUUGUUCACUGGUUGUUGUUGUUGUUGAAAAUGACUGUAAGCAGUGAUGACUGUGUUCCACUUAUACUAUUUCUGCGGUUCUCGGUUUCUUGAAAAGAUUAAAGCCCCGGACACAUAUCGUGUCGUAGUCAAAUAAUAAGUAAGGAUCUUGAAAAUGUCUUUUUUCCCGUCUACCUAAUCCAAGUAUACGUAGCUGAUUCAAUCUGUUUAAUCACACAGACCCCAUUACAGAGUAUAGUAAAGCUGGUUGAGCCUCCCACUCAUGCAGUAUCCUUUUUGUGUAAAAUGCUCACAUCACCAUUCGUGGAACAGUUUUCCAAGCAGUAAGUUCUAGUGAUAUUAUAAAGGAGCUUAAGCAACGACGACGACGACGGCUAAGAAAACGUCACUUAAAAAGUCAAGUUGCGCUCCUUCCAACUUUAUCGCGCUUAUUCCAUCUCGUUCAGUUCGUCAAAUGUUGGCAAUUUUUUUCCGGAGUUGAAUUCUAAGGGACUGUAUCAAAGUUCUGGAAAAGAAAAAGAAAGUCGUUGUCUUGUGCUUACGUCCUCCACAAAACGUGAAGUUAGGUAUUUUCACGUUGUAGUCGUGCAGUGACGGCAAAGAAGUGUACAACAAAGCAUGAUGCACGAGCAAAGUUGUUGUUUUGCCAAUCUAAACCUAUUGCUUUUUUGCCGUUCUCGUUGACGUCGCCGUCGUCGUUGCUUAAGCUCCCUAUUAAUCCUCUAUCAAGAAAACGCCUUGCAACCCUUCUUGUCAGUUGUCACUCUCUGACUGAAAGGUUACAAAACCGUCCUUCACACCAUGCACAAAACAAACAAAUCUGCAUUUUGGCAAGCCACUAUGUUUGUAAACUACUUCUCGAAGAAUUGAAUAAGUGGGAGUUACUGGGUUUUUCUCCUCCUCCAGCCCGCCGUUACAGGAACAAGUCAGAAACUCAAGCCGGAGCCAAGCGCGGGAAAAGGUCCUCUUUGCUACCAAGCAACGAUAUCAUGAUUUGUUCCUAUACAUCCCAUUCAUUUGAAUAAAGGCAACAGUCAAUUUGGUUAUUGUUGAGAAACCGCUAUUGAAUAUCCUCACAUCCGGCAUUAUUGUCUUUGACGCGGAAUCGAGCAGUUGUUUGUAAGCACUGCUAAUAUUAUUUAGUAAUGUUUGUCUUCCAGCCUCGUAGUUUCCAAGCAUGAAGAUAAACCGGAGGAUAGAGAAAUCCUUAAAGAGAUCACUAGCAAGGUGAACAUUUUUACUUCUUUUUUUCUCUUUCAGUGCAGGCAACGUCGAAACGUGUGACGAGCAAUUAUUGGGCUUACCUUGCGAAAUUUGUGACAUGUCGUAGGUACAAAUCUGCCUCAAAGUUGCUGCACGAACUAAGCAAACAUAAAGAUGUGUUUCCCUUCAAUUUUAACCAUUUGUUUUCCAACCUUUACUCAAUGAGAACAGCGAACCACUCAAAUGAAGUUUCCAGCUAGAAGGCUUUGGCUUAAAAAGUCCCCUUUUUUCGGAUAGAUGGUCGCUUAUAGGAGAUGGUUGCAAAUGGAGGUUCUACUGUCGUUUUUAGUUACAGUGUAGAAGGCUAAACUCCGUAAUUCUGAGCAACCGGCUCGGACUGUUUGACUGCUCCCCUUCCCUCCUUUAUGAAGCACGCUAAUAAUAUCUUUGUGUAUUCGUACAGGUCAUCAGAAUUUUCUACUUUCCAUUUGCAACUGACGUGGAAGAACAUCUUCUCCAUGACACCCAGAGGUAUAAAUAAUGGAUAAUUUUUUGUUUGCUUAUUAUUAUUGACAUCUAAAUACAAGUCCUGAUGAACUACAGCAACGUACUUGGCCUCAGCUUAACAACUUUUCUUCCAGGGUUAGUCUUUGCGUUAAAGGAAAUUCUGAGAUGUGACUGUCAUACGGUAGAAUACGUCAGUACUGCUAAACUGAAAUACAGAGCGCGUAAUUUAAUAACUAGGGGUUACAAUUUACUGCUCAUUAAAUAAAAGGCUUUCGGAUAGUGGAGAGUGGCGCGAAGUGGAGAGCUCAGCGGAGGAGAGGGAGAGGGAGAGGGAGAAAGGAGAGAAUGCCGGUCUUUCGCCCUCUCUUCCUACUCUAGUUCCUCUCUGUUUUUCUACUGCUUACUUCUCUUAGCUCCUUCCCCGCUGAAUCUGAACACCAGGAACAUGCUAAAAUUGGCACAGGGAUAUGAUCAAAUCAAGACAGUAAGAGAGCCAAUCGUCACUUUGUAUUCCUUUGAUUGACUGGAUUUUUCUUCCUCAGUGUCUUGUACCAGUUCAGAUUGGUUCCAAUAUUGUUAGAGUUUGCAGCAAGGUUUCUACCCAUGGAGGAUUUGGAACUUGCAAUGGGUACGUUUUUACUUUAUUACAGUGAGUGUUCCGUAACCUUGAUCUAAAAGGGAUAUUGUUUCGAUUCUCAACGCUGCUAUGAGUAUAUAGAACCUUGCUAGAUCUGUUUCUCUGAGUUUUCGAUGUUUUUCAUAACCUUCAUGGAAGUUACUAAAGCAGGGAACGAAAAAAUUGACAGUAGGAACAAGAAAACCUAACUUUAAUCCAGGCCCUUUAGCUACCACCAUUCUCUGUUGUGUUCCCAUUUUUCAUUUCCCUUUCCCCGUUCCCAUUUUUUAAAAUGAACUUACUAUCCCCUGCCCGACCCCCCAAAAAAAAAAAAAGGAAACAAUAAAUGUUAUAGUGCACGGAGCGAAAGCUGACAAAGUGUUUUCUACAGUUCCAUUCAUGUAAUAAAGAGGGAAAAAAAGGUUUUUUUUACAGUGGUCUACAGUGCAGUUAGUGCUGAUAGAAAUAAAUGUUGUAAGUGGUACGCGUGUUAAUUGAUUAUGGUUGAUGCUUGAUCCGAGUUUUUGUAACAUCCGUUUCUACGUAUGUCCUUUUUCUUAAUUUCAGGUCUUGUUUCUCGUUUGGUGCUAAGCGAUGAAAUUUUUGUCACUCAACUCGCGAAACAUGUUAUUAACAAUAAGGUAAAACUAUGUCUUUGCUUUGUUUCUUUUCCUUCUUCGGCACAUUUAUUGAGGACGUAGUUUCUCUUUUUAGGCCGAACCCUUUCUAACUUCACUUGUGUCAGCGGAUAACCCUAUUCCCCUACUAAAUGAUGUCAUUGCGAUACUAAGUCAUGUGGCACGGAUUUCCUCCGGGUAUGUCACCAUGGUUACACAGGUCCUGCGAACCGAACAAGGUGAGUUAAAUCUUUGGGGAAAAUUACUAUUCCUUGGUUCUUAAAAACUCAUGACAAAAAAUAAAAACUUCCAUUACAGUCGAACCUUUAUGCGCGAGCACCUGUCCAAGACUUCAAAAUGUUUGCAGUCAUGUUGCGAAAGGCACCAGACUUAAUCUGGUGCCUUUCGCAACCGAGCGCGAUCACUGUUUAUGGUGGUAGUUCUAACCCCCCGCCCCAUUUCUGUUUGUCAAAACACCGAUGUUAGCGAGGGAUCCAGGGAUCCCCUCUCUCCCAGCAAUGCAUGACAAAGAGACAGGGCCAGAACUGGAAUGUAAACUUUCCAAGUUUAAUGCUAGCGUAUUUUUGGGUGAGCGACCGCGCUGUAUUUCCUGCGUGUAGUUGCCUUGUAAUUAACUUUUGAAAGCAGCGGAAGAUCGGGAAAAAAUAGUUCGAUCAACCUGCCUCCUUCCCUGCCUUCCGUAAUCGUGCACCACAACCCGAGCGAAUCCUAAGGCUGGCGCUCAUGGCAGCAAACACCUGAACUGUAAGGAAAAACAUACCGAAAGUGGUCACCCAGUCGUGGAUUUCUGAGAAGAUAAUUACUAGAGGUUUAACUUCAUUUAGAAGAGUAAGAAAAAUUGAUUUUUUCUUAUCUUUAGAUUCAUACGAGCCUUUACAUCACCUGUUGACGCACCAGAACUCAGCUGUAGUUGCAAACGCGUGUGGAAUGCUGGGUAACAUACUCAAACAUUCUUCCGUCUUCUAUUCAACGCUUCAAAGGUAAAUAACAGCGGUAAAUAAUAUACGAAUUGACCCACGACGACAUUCAUGAUACCUUAACUCUCUCCAGUCCCCCAAGCGCUAGCUUACUCAUAACUCACAAAGCGAGAAGUUGCUAAAAUUUAGAAUUUGACGUUUGUUAUAUUGAAAGAUCAAGGCAAUUCUGCUCUAGUGAUCAUUCUCUUGUUUUCAUGUUCUUUUUGCUUAUUUUGUGUUGAUCAUACAAAAAGAAAUUGGACGCUGAUCUUUGUUGGGACUCCAAUGGUUACUGUAGUGUUUGUUUUCAGAACAAGUCUACUAUCGAGUUUGUUAAGCUGUCUUAAGAGUGACGAUUCUAAUGUUAGAAAGGUGAGUUUCAAACAGUUUGCCUCUGUUGGGUUUUAUUUGGAGGGGGAAAAGAGAGUAUUAAUUAUAGUGAGUUUCCAGACAUACAAGUGAUGAAAGUCAAACGUGACCUUGCGUUACUAAACAAAUAGCACCUUGAGAAGGUACUGCUAGAAUUAUGACAGUCAAGGAUUUAUUUGUCCAGAGCAUGUUAAUUUGGACGAUCACCUUGUAGGGGAUAAUAAACAGUCUACUGAGUUGCUCGAAUAGCUGAGGCAAGGGCUAACACAGUUUUGCUCUUGAUGCCCUGGUAUUCACACGCGUGUUCGUGUGCUGUGAAACUCCUCCUUUGAUAUGUGCCCUUGUUUUUCAGACGCGUGUCCGAGUGCUGUGAAACAACUCCCCUGAUAUGUGCCCCUGUUUUUCAUACGCGUGUGUGAAUGCUGUGAAACAACUCCCCUGACAUGUGCCCCUGUGUUUCACACCCCUGUUCGAGCGCUGUGAAGCAACUCUAGGGAGUGGUCGGAGUUUCAGUGAGCGCGCUUACUCAGUCGUCUCUGCAAGCGCGCGGGGAGCGACCUCAAACCACGCGCGUGCGCGCACUAGUGGAGGCUCUACGGAAACAAGUGGGUACUAGUCAGGUUGGAGCGGUAAGUCCACCGUCCUUAUCACUGGGCGACUGACUCUGCCUCUUAUCACUUCUCCUCAUUCCUGUCCCCUUGACUGCAUAGGUUAACAACAGCCUUUUCCCCGGGCUCUUCCUUCGGAAACUGGGAGAGGCGGAAAAAGUCACGGAGUUUAGAUUAAGUUGACGCCUAAUAGAGUGUUGGUCACUUCUUUUGAUUUUAACACUGGUUAUUGUCAUAGUAAGAGGUCUGUUAAGGAUGAAAUUAGUCUUUUGCCGUAUUGAAUUCGAACUACUGACAGCAAACAAACACAACACUGCAUAGGUACAUUAGGUGUUUAUGAUGUUAGAGAUUUCAACACACAAAAUGGUUGUCAUUUCAGUCAUUGUUAUUAUUCUAAGGGCACAGUUGAGAGUGACUAGCGCCAUCACUGUACCGUACUGUCCCCAUCUGUCUACUUUCAGACCGCCAGUUUCGCUAUUGGUAAUGCAGCGUACCACAGUGACUCCCUGUACCCAGCACUGAGCCCUGCUGUGCCGCUAUUAGUUGAUCUGCUGACAGACUCCUUGGCUAGAACAAGAGCUAACGCUGCUGGUGAGUCUAGUUAUUAUUUGACCUUCCAUCAUGACCAACUCAAAAUGUUAUGUUCAUGUAGUCGCAUCUUAUGAUCGACAAAUGCACAGCACAUAAAGGUGAUGAAAGUGUACAUGUUCUUCGCAGUAGAAUCAACAACUUAAGCGGUCUAAAAAGAACCUGAAAAGUUCAGCCUUGACCGGGAAUCUAACCCUGACCUUUAAGCUGACCGGACUCAAUGCUCUAUCCUUUGAGCUAAUCAAGCCAGCUGGAGAGCAGGCCAUUAGGGACCUUUCGAUUCUAAGACGAGUGCGACUACGAAUACGAGAUUUUCUCAAUACUAAGUAGUGCACGCGCGUAAACCAGUUUCAUUUUGGCGGGAAAACGUGGUAGCCGUCGUCAUUCUACUACGAGUUUUAGUGCGAAUGUCGUAGUGACGAAAACAAGUUAUCAAAUGUUAGAAGUUUUAUCAUUUUGCGAUGGGGAAAACACAUAACCUCCUUCACUAAAGGUAACAGUGUUAACUUUUCUUGUGAAAUAUGAUAAAAUAUAGCUUCCCGGGAAGUCUAUAUUUUGAGAAUAUGCGAAAAAGAUUUAAGUCAAAUCUCGUACUCGUAGUCGUUCUCGCUAAAGGACUCUAUUAUGACUUCGUAUUAUACCCGAUGGUGGAAAUGACAGGAACUAGCUAAAUGGUCACACUUAGGUAUUUCAUUCAUUGACGACACCAAAGCUAGAGAACACCAUGGAAGAGUUCAUUCUCCGUUGUAGGCCGAUGCUCAAUCGUUCACUACUUUGGCUUUGUGUUCGAAUAUCUCUUACUUUACCGAAAAUGCAUGCUACUUUACCUUGCUAAUAAUACAAUCGUUUUAAACAGAGUAGAGACACACUGAGUUUAAUCACGUUUUCUCACUCAUUUUCGUAAUAUUAACUCCGUUUAUUCUGUGUUUUGCUAGAUGUGAUAACACUGAUCUGUUAGCGUGAGGCCUGUUGUUUUAGAGGAAGGACUCUAUAUUCAUUUUUUCAAGGCCAUCACGAAAAUACUCGCCCUGGUGCCUCCAGUAGCUCAGUGGCUAGAGCAUCCGAACUAGAACUCCGAGGGUCGUUAGUUCGAUUCUUACCUGGAGCUCGGCAUUUUUUCUGAGCUCUCUGGUGUUAAAAUCCUCCUUCUUCCCAAAAAAUGUGUAACAUUCGAUUCUACCUUCAUUUCUGGAAAUAAGCGCAAAAAUGCGGCUGGGUUUUUUAAAUUCAAAAUUGUAAUAUUUUAUAUCUGUCUUGCAGGUGCUUUGGGUAACAUGGUGAGACAUUCACCUUUGUUGUAUCAACAGAUUAUCAAGGCGCAAGCACCUCAUGGGUGAGGAAUUUAUUGAUUGAUUUAUUUAUUUAUUAGAUCUUGUCAGCAUUUAUCUUCCUCUCUCUUUUCUCCAAGAAGAGGAGCGCUGAUUGUCAACUCUAAGGAAGACCCCAUUUUAUUUUAAGGUGCGUCCGGUCGUUUUCGAACGACCACGCGACUGCAAGUAAUUUUCUUCCUUUAACAACGUGUUCCAUAUCUUAAAUAUUUCCUCGUAAAUUAUCAUUUUCCCUUAUGCCAAGAAUAGUUGUUUUAGCAGAGUCUUAUUUGUUCAUGAUCAAUAGCGCCCGCGAUACUCUUGUCAAUUCACGCCAUUUCUCUCUCCUCCCUUCAAGCUUGUAAAUUUGUCGUGCAUAAGAAGCUAUGACGUCAGCUUUCUGAAAAAUCUCCACUUUUGCCUAUUCGCACUACAAACGAGAGCAUUUUAAUAAACCAUCCUCUGUGUAUGAUCCUUGUAGUGCGGGUGCAAGGCAAAGUGCAUAAAAAUGUCUCCGUUUCCAAAGGAGGACGCAUUGGUGUGAGUGGUUAGCAAUAUAAUACGGGAACGUUCAUUGACGACGGGAAAGCGCGCGGAAAGGACUGAGUGCCACUGCCAGUGCCCAUAUUGCCGCUCUGCCAUUGGUCAAGCACGUUUUUUAUUUGCGCGCGCCGUUGUCAAUGCUAUUGCGUUUUCAUUUUUUUGUUAUAUCCAUUUUGAAAUCACUGGUGAUCCCUACAAUCUGAUUGGCUCUCAGAAGUGUGAUUUAUUCACGAAUCACAUCAUUCUUUGUUCAAAAUCCCAUCUGUUCUAAAUCGCGUCAUUUCUGUUCUAAACCGCACCAUUUUAGCUCUAUCGUCAUAUCUGUUUCGAAGACAAAAUGAGAUUUAAAAGCCUUUUUGUUUCCACUUUUCAAUAAACAGGCUACUCGAUCAAUAAAGUUUGGUACUGACUGAAUUCUACGAUUUCAAAAUGGCUGUAAUAAAGUGGUAAUUGAACUUCGCGUCGUGCAAUUUUGGUCUGAAAUCAAACUUGUGAUUUCAAUGGAACUUGCACUGCGCGUCCGAUUUUAAAUCACUUAGCUCAAUUACCAUUAUAAAUCUGCCUAUUUUCUCUGAUUAAACGCGUUGUAACGUUUAUCUUUCUUAGUGUUCUUGAUAUGGCGUGCAACGAUGGGCACGCUGAACCUCAGGACGCGGCUUUGAAGACGCUCAGACUCUUCUGCAGAAACCCGCGCUGUAGGCAGGUUCUUGUUUCUCUCGGCAUUCAACAACGACUUGUUAGGUUUUUAGAACGAUCCCGGAUGUCUGGUGCCUGUAGUCAGCAGUCCAGUAUCUCGUCAGUUCCUAGUACUGCGCGGACAAAUGAUAGUGUUGUGUCUGAACACUGUGUGCGUAUCUUGAACAAGCUUAAAACACGCGAGAAUGAGACGUGA
Messenger RNA from Porites lobata, 24415 nucleotides. NCBI's taxonomy places the organism in Eukaryota, Metazoa, Cnidaria, Anthozoa, Scleractinia, Poritidae. The record is from the annotation of a GenBank genome assembly.